Molecule: messenger RNA, 1158 nt
Organism: Monomorium pharaonis (pharaoh ant)
Lineage: Eukaryota; Metazoa; Arthropoda; Insecta; Hymenoptera; Formicidae
Exons: 2
Coding region: 252-728 (158 amino acids)
Source: RefSeq, a predicted model, not a curated record
CUCUUAUUGGAAUAAAUAUGUGCCUGUCGAUACUUACAUUCGAUACUUACAUUUAUUCUCUCUAGUUACAUUAAUCCUAAUAAUUAAUUUGUUUCUCUUGUUUCUUCCUUACUUUAGCAGUUUAAUUGAAUUUCUCAAAUGUUAAAAUAAAUAGUGGUAAUUUGAAAGUUUUAAAAAUAAUUAAGAAACAAUUUAAUCAAAUUUUCCAGAUUCCACUGCCACCUUUUAUAAAUCAGCGUUUACGACAUUCUAUGUUUCGGAUAGUUGACCCACCCCCCAAUUUCAGGCAGAGCGCCAGCGAGUGGGUCUAUAAGAUGUUAUUUCUCUGGUCGAGGGAACCAACUCCAGAUCCCAGAACCGGUCCAUGGUUCGCCUGGUUCGCGACGGCUGUAUUGUUGUGGCGUUGUCGACGUCGCAUCACCAGAGCGAUUUUAGCAAUCUCGCCGCUGAGAUUGUUAAAGAGACGUGCUGCCGGUCUAGGGAUCAAUCAAAAGAUGAUUCUAAAACAACAGAAGAGACACAGUCUGGCUCAGUUACACAAGCAUAAAACUGUCGGCAUACGACGAGCAAAACGAUUGUGCACCGGCGACGGUCCGCAUGUAUCCAGCAGUAUAUCCAUGAUGCAAACCGUGCCACAGAUUCACUACAGGGUCACUAGGAGCGGCAGAGUCUAUGGGAAAUACCCGAACAAGACCGCCAUCCCAAACAGCAUUCAAGAAAGCCAUUGACAUCGCACUAGACUCGAACUUUCAAUCACUGUUUUUGUCCCUGUAUAAAUUUCGUAAUUGUUGUUUUCGUCUUGUCAACAUAAUUAUUACAUACUCUUUGAAAAAAAAACCGUUUAAUAUGAUAUUUAUGAUAUUUAUCUUUUUUUUUGACAUAAAUUCUUUUAUAAAAAAUGUGCUUCACAUACUUGUCUAUAUAAAAGUUUAGAAAUGUGCGCUGCGGUAAUUUUUUCACGCUUUUUAAGAAUCACAUAGUUUUGACAGAUUUUAAUAAAUUGUUCAUAUUUUACAAGAUUUAAAAGUAAUACCAAAAUAUAUUUAACUUAGCUGUUUUUGGUAUUGCAUAAUACUUAUCCUGCAGAUAACAUAAGAAUUAUAUGACAAAUAUGUGUUUUAAGCAAAACCAAAUCAUUUUCUUUUUAAUCGAUAUACA